Messenger RNA from Sugiyamaella lignohabitans, 2022 nucleotides. RefSeq names its product histone acetyltransferase GCN5 (gene GCN5). Gene Ontology annotation, biological process: positive regulation of transcription by RNA polymerase II; chromatin remodeling. The transcript has a single exon. Gene Ontology annotation, molecular function: histone H3 acetyltransferase activity; protein binding. The record is from RefSeq and is a predicted model, not a curated record. NCBI's taxonomy places the organism in Eukaryota, Fungi, Ascomycota, Dipodascomycetes, Dipodascales, Trichomonascaceae. The coding region runs from base 1 to 2022 and encodes 673 amino acids. Gene Ontology annotation, cellular component: histone acetyltransferase complex.
AUGGUCGAGUCGGAGAACAAGAGAAAGGCUUCUGCCGAGGCCGAUGACCAAUACUUGUCAAAGCGAAUGAAGGCUGACAUGGAUGAGGAAGACGAGGGUGACGAGCAGGAAGAGGAAGACGAGGAAGAAGAGGAAGAGGAAGAAGAUGGCGCGGAAGGGGAAGAUGAAGAAGGAGAAGAGGAAGAAGACGAUGAGGAAGAGGAAGACGAAGAAGGCAAUGAGGACGAUGAAGAAGGAGAAGACGAAGAAGAAGAUGGAGAGGAAGAGGAGGAGGACGAAGAAGAUGCUGAGAGAGUGCCAGGCGAAGUCGAAGACGAAGGAGCUGACGACGACGACGACGAAGAAGAUGAUGAGGAUGAUCAAGCUGAUGUAGAUGAUGGUGAGAACAAUGAAGAAGGAGAAGAUGAAGAAGAUGAUCAAGAAGCUGAAGAUGUUGAAGCCGAAGAUGAGGCCGAAAAUGCAGACGAGGAUGAUCCAAAAGAAGAAGAUGAAGAUGAAGACGAGGAAGAUCCACCAAGACGAACAGUCACUAAGAAAUACGUUAGCAAGAAUAUGAGAAAGAAUAGCAAACAUAACACCGCCUCCUCGAAAGAGAAUGGACAAGACGAUGAUGAAGACGAGGACGAAGAGGAAGAGGAAGAGGAUGACGACGAAGACAAUGAUAAUGACAAUGACAACGACGAUAAUGAAAAGAGUAAAAUUAAAGACAAAAAGAUUAAGAAAGAAGAAGGAAGCAAAUACAAUAUGCACCAGGAUAAAGCCAACAAAAUCAAAAAUGAAAACGGCUCUGCUGUCAAGGCCGAAGAAGACGAGGAAGACGAUGACCAGGAUCAGAAGGACGAUGAAGAUGAGUCCAAAUCAGAAGCUGCUGAUCAAGCAGCUGGUGAAAAUGGCGAAUCCGGUGAGAAUGAAGAUACUGCAAAUGUAACGACAUUUGUUUUUGACGAUGUCGAAUACAAAUAUAAAGAGCGGGCUGCCGUGAUUGAGGAACGCGAAGGAAAAAUCGAAUUUCGCGUUGUUAAUAACGAUAAUAAGCCUGAAUCUAUGAUGAUCUUAACUGGGUUAAAGAACAUUUUCCAAAAGCAAUUACCAAAAAUGCCUCGAGAGUACAUUGCUCGUCUUGUCUAUGAUAGGAGUCACGUCUCCAUAGCUGUGAUUCGGAGACCUCAUCUCCAAGUUGUUGGAGGAAUCACCUAUCGGCCGUUUGAAUCGCGUAAAUUUGCAGAAAUCGUCUUCUGUGCAAUUUCGUCCACUGAACAGGUCCGUGGUUACGGAGCACAUCUCAUGAACCAUCUAAAAGACUAUGUCAAGGGUACAACGCCAAUCAUGUACUUUCUAACCUAUGCCGAUAAUUAUGCAAUUGGAUAUUUCAAAAAACAAGGAUUCACAAAAGACAUCACUCUUGAUAAAAGUAUAUGGAUGGGAUAUAUCAAGGAUUACGAGGGAGGUACAAUUAUGCAGUGCUCAAUGCUUCCCAGAAUCCGCUAUCUUGAUGCAGGCAAAAUCUUACUUCUUCAGAAGGCCGCUGUAAUGGCUAAAAUUAGAGAGAUUUCUAAAUCGCAUAUAGUAAGGCCAGGUAUUCAAGAGUUCCGUCAGGGUGUCACUAAAAUCGAUCCUAUGACCAUUCCUGGAUUAAAAGAAGCAGGAUGGACGCCUGAAAUGGACGAGUUGGCUCGACGACCCAAACGAGGUCCUCAUUUCGCAGUCAUGCAACAUCUUCUGAGUGAGAUGGAGAACCACCCUUCUGCUUGGCCGUUUGCCCAGCCUGUUAACCGUGAUGAAGUAGCUGAUUACUAUGAGGUUAUCAAGGAACCCAUGGAUCUUUCUACCAUGGAAUCUCGUUUAGAAGCUGAUUCAUACGCGUCAAUGGAAGACUUUCUAUAUGAUGCUCGACUCAUUUUCAACAACUGUCGUUCUUAUAAUAAUGAAACGACGACUUAUUAUAAGAAUGCCACGAAACUUGAGAAAUUCCUGUACGCCAAAAUUCGUGAAAUCCCCGAAUACUCUCAUCUUGUAGAAUAG